AUGAAGGCAAGAAAAGGUGGAAUCAAUGAUCCAAUUUAUAUAAUUGUAAUAUCAGAAGAAGGUGACAAUAGAAAUGGUUCAAUAUAUACAUCUUCAUCACCGCCAUCAUCGUUGCCAAUAUCAACACCAAAAACAAUUUUUCCAACACCAAUAUUAGCAUCUUCAUCUUCUUCAUUAACAGAACCGUUAUCGUCAUCUUUACUAACAACAACAGCAUCUUCUACUACUAAUAGUAUUAAUAGUUCAUCAUUUGUAAUAAAAUUAGAACCAGAAGGGAAUGAAAUUGAGAAAAUGAAUCAUACAAUUAAGGUAAUUUAA
This is a messenger RNA of Entrophospora candida, 318 nucleotides long. The record is from the annotation of a GenBank genome assembly. NCBI's taxonomy places the organism in Eukaryota, Fungi, Glomeromycota, Glomeromycetes, Entrophosporales, Entrophosporaceae.